Molecule: messenger RNA, 897 nt
Organism: Chlorella variabilis
Lineage: Eukaryota; Viridiplantae; Chlorophyta; Trebouxiophyceae; Chlorellales; Chlorellaceae
Exons: 3
Coding region: 1-897 (298 amino acids)
Source: RefSeq, a predicted model, not a curated record
AUGGCGGCGGAGGGAACGGACACGGGCGGCGACAGCACCGCCCCGCCCACCGAAACCAGGGCGGUGGCAGAUGGCGCGUUCGGCGACGGCAGAGGCGAUGCAGUCUCGAGCAUCUCGGCGGCUUCAAGCAGCAAGCCCUUCUUGGGAGGCUACCGCAGCCUGUGCAGUGGCACUGUUUUCCAUCAUGCCGCCACGCAGACCGAGACGCGGUCGGAUGAGGAGCAGCGGCGGCGGCAUCACCGGCAGGCAGCGCCGCAAGUCAGCAGCACAGCACAGACGGGGCGACGGGCAAGGCGUGAGCUGAACGAGCUGCAUGCAGAGGAGCAGGCGAGGCACGAGGCAACAGCGGAGCAGGCGGCGCAGCACGAGGUACAGCGGCGCAUGCAGCCCCGAACGCCAGAGGACUUCAACCUGCUGCUGGAUGAGCUGGCCAUGUGGUGGGGAGCGGAACAGGCCAAGAUUGGGGCGGCCCAGGACAUGACAGACGAGGAGCGGCAGGCGGCGCGAUGCGCGCUGCUUGCCAAAGAGACCAAGCUGCUCCAAACCAUUGACCGGCUGAGGCUAGCAGCUGCACCCAUUGCACGGGCCGACCGUGCCGCCCGAGAGCUGGCUAUCAUGUCUGCCCCCAAGCGCUGGCAGCUUGCGGAUGGGGGGGUGAUGGAGGUGGCCACACCAGGAACUCUGCAGGCGGGGGAGCUGGCAGCUGCCUACCAUACCCUUGUCGCCACGGGUGGCGGCGAGCUGGAUGCCCGGCUGGCGGCGCUGCUGGCUGUCAAGCACCAUGCCAAGGCCCUAGACUGCAACCUGAGCCGCGAGAUUGUUGGGUUGGUGGACCGAGAAGCGGACCUGCUGAACAGGUGUGGCCUGUUCAGCACGUGGGAGGGCAGGAUGAUAUAA